UAGCAAACUUAAUAACUGCGGUUUUAUUAAGAUCGUAUAAUAUAUCUUCUAUUUUAAUUUCCGAAUUAUUCCAUUGGCGCUAAACGUGUUAAGAACAUCUGCAAACAUUUAAUUAAAUGAUUAUAAAAUAUACAAGUGUUACAGAAUUUUUAGCAAUUAUUUAAAAAACUGAAUAAGGGGAAUUUACUUUUUUCUUAUUUGUGUAUUCGAUCUUAAAUAAUUCGAUCUCAGUAAUCGAUUUAUUUUGGUUGUCAAAGCCUGUUGAUAAAGUGGAAAUGUCAAAUUUUCAAAUUUAAUCUCUAUCUCUAAACUCUAACCACACUUUUUUUAGUUUCUUUUCAUAGAGAUUAGAUUUAAAUUUAUUAUUCACACAAACAUAAAACGUAGUGCAAAGUGCAACUAGCUGUAAUAAUUAAAUAAAAUCUAGAAUGUCUCGCCAACAUUGGGAUGAGUUUUAUGCUGCUAAUUCACCACCUGCUAAUUAUGAGGAUAGUCAAAAACAAAUAAAAUUGUUUUGUGAAAAACACCAUCAUAAUAACCAAAGAAUAGUAUUAGUAACGUCUGGAGGCACAACAGUGCCACUGGAACAUAAUACAGUCAGAUUUGUAGAUAACUUUAGUGGUGGUGUUCGAGGAGCUGCUUCCACUGAGUAUUUUUUGAAACGUGGUUAUGCAGUGAUAUUUUUACAUAGAUUGAAGUCACUAGAACCAUUUACUAGACAUUUUGGUGGGCAGAAAUUUUUGGAAAUGUUAGACAUUGAUAAAAACGAACAAGGGACCUCAAUAACAGUUAAACCUGAAUACAUAAAGGAAGUAGCUCCAAUUUUAGUUAGUUACAAAACUGCUCACCAAGAAGGUAGAUUAUUAUGUGUGAAUUUUACAACUUUGUCAGACUAUUUUUGGUUGUUGAGGGCAGCUUGUGAAAGUCUAACAAUUUUUGGAACAAAUGCUAUGUUGUAUUUAGCUGCUGCAGUUUCAGACUUUUUUAUUCCUCCUAACCAGAUGAGUACUCAUAAGAUUUCAUCAGAUGCUGCUCCAAGUAUACACCUGCAAUUAGUACCAAAACUACUAACACCUAUUGUGAGUGACUGGCUUCCACAUGCAUUUGUAGUCUCAUUUAAGUUAGAAACAGAUCAAAAUAUUUUAAUCAGCAAAGCCAGGGGGGCUAUAGACAAGUACAAACAUAAGUUGGUAAUUGGGAAUAUGCUACAUACCAGAAGAACGGGAGUGAUCUUUGUGAAACCUGAUACGAGCGAAGAAGUGAAAAUCACCCCAGAACAGGCGGCAAGCGGAAUCGAUUUAGAAGAUAGUAUAGUAACCAAAGUGAUAGCUGAGCACAGUUUAUUUAUUGAACAAGAAGGCUGAAUUAUGACAGUUUUAAAGCAUAACAGAUAUACUAGUAUUUUUAAACAAUUUAAAAUUUUACUAUGACAAUUUUUGUAGAUUUGUUUUGUAAUUUUAUAUUUCAAUUAUUUUUCUGUGGGUACCUAUUUUACUACAUUUUUUUAAAGUUUUUUUUGUAACUUUAUAUUUAAAUUAUUUAUUUGUGUUAUAUAUUUAUAUGUGGGUACCUAUUUUAAAAUAGGAGAGCAAAUAUCAUUGGAAGUUAAGUUAAAACAUAUUCUAUUGAUUGGUGAAUCUAGGACUUCUCCUGCUAAUCUCGAAAUCAGCGUUCCUAAGACUAAAUCUUCCAAAUUUUAAGUUAGUUUUAUGCAUUGCCCUUAUUGUUGAUUUUUGUAUUUAUCUUUUGUUUAGUAUCCACCGUUUUGCAGAAAAGUUAUAAUUUUUUCCUUAAAGUUGUUUCGUCAUUUGAAUAAUUCAUUAAAUUAUAGACCGAAAUCAAAUAGAACAUUGAUAGAUUAUACUACAGUAGAACCCCGCAAAUCCGAACUAAUUGGGGGGCAGCCUGUUCGGAUUCCGAAAAGUUCGGAUUAUCCGAAAGUUAACUUGUAAUUCAAAGCUUUCGCACUCGUUGAUUUUUAGUGUCUGCACCUGUCUCACUCUUUCCCUCUCCCACCCAUCUUAGAUUGAUGUCACUGUUAACGGCCAUUGGCAAAUCUAAAAAACCACGAGCUUUGAAUAACAUGAACGCUUUGCCUGUUUAUUAUAGGGCCCAAAGGAAAGCAGGCAUGAAUAGUGCACUUUUUAAGGAAUGAUUUGAAAAACAAGUUGAACCAUCCGUUUCGAAAUUCAAUAAGGAAGUGGGGCUUCCCAAAAGAGCGCUACUUUUCUUAGAUAAUACUACUUCACAUCCUGAAGUAAUGGAGCUUUUAUGUGAUAAAAUUAAAGCUGUUUUCCUACCACCAAAUGUGACCCCGUUAGUGCAACACAUGGACCAGGGUGUUCUGCAGUUUAUAAAACUGUACUAUACAAAAAAUUUGGUACUGACUGUAUUAGAAGGCGAGGAAAGUUUCAUUUCUGACAACUUGAAAAAAAAAUCACCGUAAAAGAUGUCAUUGAUUGGGUGGCUGAGGCCUGGGACAACUGCCCUGAUACUUUAAUUAGAAAAUCGUGGAAGAAGUUGUGGCCAGAUUUACAAUUUAAAGAAGGUCCAUUUUUCCAAGCUCCUUUACAAGAUGCCCUUUUAGAAGUCAUACAACAACUUCCAGGAUGUGAAAACGAAGAAGAAAGUGCAAUAACAGAUUGGAUUGAAGCUGACGACAAUGGGCACCAAGAAUUUACGGAUGACAUUGUAGACUUGGUUCAACCUCAAGGCAACCCUAAUGGAGAUGAAGAAAGCGAGGAAGAAGGUUCCCUGCCUGAUCGAGUGACACACACAGAUGCUACUAAAGCUCUGGAUGUGGCUCUACGUUACGUGGAGCAGAACUUUGCUACGUUAUCGGUCGAUGUAAUGAUUAUGCAUAACUAGUUCAACAUCGCUGCGUCAAGUCGCUAUACCUUCAUGCAUCUGAAGAAAAUGACCGACUUCUUUAAGAAUGCACCUGAGGGCUGCAAAAGUUCUCGUGAGAGUGUGGGCAAUAUUUUUGGACAUAAGUUGACUACAAGUUUAUGUACUAAUUUUAUAUUUACCCUUUAUAGUCGAGGAAAUGAAGCAUUUGGCUCGCAAUUUUUUCGUCCAGCAUGGAUUUACUUGAAAUUUUCACAGAAGGUAGGGAAUAGUCCAAGGAUCAUUUUCUAUAUCAUGCCGCUGUACGCUAAAACCUUGGGGGUGGUUGCCACCCCAUCUCGGGGGCGGGAAUUUUUGAUUACAUUUUAACCAUGUAAAUCGAUGUAAAAAGUAAUUUUAAGAACAAAAUAUUUUUUACAUUUUCUUUGUAAAACUAAUAUUUUUCGAGUUAUUCACGUUUGAAGGUAACAGUUAUUCGAUGAAAAAAUCGACUUUUUUGGAGGUUUUUUUGAGAAUACCUCGAAAAAUAUGCUUACUUACUUACUUAAGCCGUCCUCUUGUACCUUACGUGUCGAGGUAAGUGGAGAAAUGAGACGUCUCCAUGCCUUUCGGUCGGUAGCUAGUCUUUCUGCUUCUCUCCACCCAAUAUUUCUUUUUCCGCAAGCCUUUCCAAUAUUUGCAUUCCACGUUCUUGCUGGCCUGCCUCUUCUUCGUUUGUUGUCAGAUGCCGCUUUCCAUACCCUCUUUACAGUUCUUCCUUCACUCAUUCUCGCCAUAUGUCCGAACCACGAUAACUGUUUCGUUUCAAGUCUGUCUAAGGUCCUUCCAACACCGCACCUUUCACGUAUGUCUUCAUUUCUUAUACGAUCACGUCUGGUCACCCCGGAUACCGCACGUAAAUAUCGCAUUUCGCAUGCUUGGAUUUUACUACGGAUGUUGUCGUUCACUGUCCACGUUUCACUACCGUAGAGUAGCACCGGCUCGUAUACGGUUUGAAAUACUUUCAUUUUUGUCUUCAGGCUUACUUCUUUCUUCCUAAUAAAACUUUUAUUUAGUGCAUAGUAUAAUUUUGUUGCACUCAUUACCCUGCUGUUUAUUUCUGGUUCUAUAUUUCCUUGCCCAUUCAUUGUUGAUCCUAGAUACUUGAAGUCCUCAACUUGUGUAAUGGUCUCAUUAUUCAACUUAACAUUUAUAUUUUCUUGUGUUUUCGAUAUUACUAAAGCUUCUGUUUUUUCAAUAUUUAUUCUCAUCCCAAAUUUCUUAAAGGCUUCAUUCCAAACAUUCACAUUUACUUGCAAGUCUUUUUCUGAUUUUGCCACAAUAACCAGGUCAUCGGCAUAUAUCAACUCUGACACGCAAACUUGUUGAAGUUUAUACACUCCAACCCUAGUUCUUUUUACCUUACCCCUGCAUUCUUUUGCAAUUUCGUCCAUUAGAGUGAUAAAUAACAAAGGACUCAGAACACCACCUUGUCUUACACCUGUCCUUGUGUAGAAUUCAAGAGAUGAGCAAUUGUUCGUUCUUACAUUAUUACGUGUACAUUUAUAUAUACUCUUUAUUGCUUGGAUUAACUUCGGUUUCACAUUUCUACGGUUUAAUAUUUCCCAGAUCUUGUUACGUGGCGCCCGAUCAAAUGCUUUUUCCAAGUCCACAAAACAGAGAUACAACUUACUGUUAUGCUCUAGGGCUUUUUCUGAUAACUGUCUCACCGUGAAUAUGAGAUCGGUUGUACCUCGCCCUGGCCUAAAGCCGCAUUGGCUGUCAUCCAGUCUGGCCUCGAUCUUUUCUCGCAGCUUUUUCUCUAGUAUUAUUUCGUAGAUUUUACUAGCAACUACCAACAAUGAUAUUCCUCUAUAGUUAGAACACUUAGAAAAAUAUGCAUUUAAUCAAAAAAAUUGUAGUUAUCAAAAUUGUAUAUUUCAGUAACACAAAUCAAAUUCUUUUUCUGUUCUAUCUUUAAAACCAAUACAAACCGAGAUACAGCAUGUUAAAAGUUAGCUUUUUUCGUCAAAUACAUAAUUUGAAAUAUUCAAAGUAAAAUAACGGAAAAACUUUGCAUUUUUAGAGGAAAACGUAAAUUAUCUUUUUUCAAGUAUACAGUUAGAUCUUUCAAAAAAUAACAAUAAAAAGUUUCUAGCCUGAAAAUUAAGCGACUUAUGAUCAAAAAAAGGUUGGUACCUGCUUUCCUCUAUGAAAAAAUCAGUGAAAACAACCCACUAACUACCUUCCUAAUUAAAAAUUGGUCUUCACCUUUCUGUAAUUCCUUUUAUGUUUGUAUUAUAAAUACACCCAAGAAGUUUGACCAAUUUAAAAGGCCUAAUUUUAAAAAAAUUGGAGUUUAAAGAAAAAUAAUUUUUUUGGAAUUUCCCAUUUUUUACCUUUUACUUCAAAAUAUCUCCGAAAAUACUGGAGAUACAAAAAAAAUGAUAAAUUUCCAAAUUGUAGAUUUUUUAAUAUCUAAAAUUAUCUUGUGCAUAGAUUUUCAUUACAGUUAACAGUUAGCGAGAUAUAGCUGUUUAAAACUUAUAUUUACGAGCAAACACCCCCUUAUUCGAGCCCUUUAAACACACCCUAAUUAAAAACUAGGGGAUCUUAUGGAAUUUAGUUUACACAGUCUUAUAACUCUUUAAAAAUCCUACGAAGCUAUUUUUGACAAAACUUUUUAUCGCCAAAAAUGAAGGAGCUAUGUUUAUAAAACAAAUUUUUUUUUUCGAGAAAUUCGGAUAGUCCGCGUAUGGAUAAUUUUCAAUGUAUAUAUAAUACUACAGAACCGGUUCGUAUACUGGAAGAUGACUAAAAAACUAUUUGUAUUUGUACAUAUUUGUAAAUUCGUAUUUUUGUGUAAAUAAAUGCUUUUGUAAUUCUUUAAUUGUACUUUUUUUUCUGUAUAGAUUUAUUAAAAUAUCAACUUAUAAAAAUUGUAAUGUUAUUAAGGGUGGUUUUUAAGAGAUGAAAUAUUAUGAUAUUAUAUCCUAAAGUAUAAAACAAUAAUUAUUUAACCAAUCAAAACCAAAUUUUACCCAUAUUAAAGUUUACAAUGUUUUUAUAUAAUUAUUGACAAUAAGGGGUAGUUUACACCCCUAAAAAUAAUCAACGCCCUGAAGCAUGAUAUAGAAUAUGAAGUACAGGGUGAGUUUAUAAUUUUUUACCAUUAGGGGUAGUUUUCACCCUUAAAAAACCAAAAGCGUACAACGGCUCAAUAUAGAAAAUGAACUAGAGGGUGUAAUGAGCCCAAUCCCAAAUUUUUGUACAAAUCGAUGCUGGACGAAAAAAUUGCGAGGUUUUGCCAUUUUUUCAGCUUCAUUUCCUCGACUAUUAUAAGCACUACGUAUAAAGUACGCAUUUAUUUAAGACAUUUUAAAAGUCAAAGUCCUAUUAAUCCUACAUUGUUCAAUUUUCUGGCUUUACCCUGUAAACAUGUUUUUGUCUUGCAUUUUUUUUUUCAAUUUCCGUUGGUUCGGAUUUGCCGAACGUUCGGAUUAGCGGGGUUCGGAUUUGCGAGAUUCUACUGUACAUACAGUUUCAGUACAUGACAGUGGAACAUACAGACAUAACCUUUCGCUCUCUUUUGUCUUUCCCUUAAAGUUUUAAUAUAGUUCAAAAAUGAAUAACCAUUUUCAAUUAUAAAUUGUAAAAUUCCCUCAUCUUCCUUAGUCUCAGCAUCCGUUGUGGCUUGCAAAUUGUAGAAGCCUCGGAGGUGUAACCAGAGAAGGUUCCCAUUGUUUUCAGUCUGGUGGGAUGUAGAGUAACAUUAUGUUGUUUUAUAUGCCAUUAGAUUGAAAACUUGCAUGAGUAACAUUCAAAAAAUGGCAUCUAUGCCAUUUCGUUCGUUGCAAUCCGUGACUGCACGCCGGGGUUUGUUCUAGUUGGGUCAGAGAGAGCAACAUAUGUGCCUCCUGAUGAGAGACUAAUAAGUUUCGAAACCGGUAGAGGUGCUUGCUGCACUCUCUGAUUGGACUAGAAUAUGAUGCGGCUGUAUUUUCGUUUUUCAACGAAAUUGAAAAUGGUUAUUCAUUUUUGAUUUACAUGUUUACUCUGAUUGGAGUAUGAAGGGAACCAUUCUCGUUGGAACUUUACCGCGCUGAGCAGAUGGGACGUGAAUUAUAAAUUGUAAAAUUCCCUCAUCUUCCUUAGUCUCAGCAUCCGUUAUGGCUUGCAAAUUGUAGAAGCCUCGGAGGUGUAACCAGAGAAGGUUCCCAUUGUUUUCAAUCUAGUGGAAUGUAGAGUAACAUUAUGUUGUUUUAUAUGCCUUUAGAUUGAAAACUUAGUCUUUUAAUAUAGCAUUUGAUAACUUUCUUAUAUUUGCAGAAAGCAUUAUGAUAUAUAUUUGGGCAUUUGAAAGUGUCACUUUAAAAAAGUGUACCCUUUGAACAGCUCUUGUGACAAAUGAAAGUAUUGGUUAUUAGAAUUAGUAUUUAUUAUAAGCUUGGUUAAAGGGUACUGAAUAUGAGCUUUUGUAAGGUGGAAAUAAAAUUUUGUUUUUGUUUAA
Molecule: messenger RNA, 7336 nt
Organism: Diabrotica virgifera virgifera (western corn rootworm)
Lineage: Eukaryota; Metazoa; Arthropoda; Insecta; Coleoptera; Chrysomelidae
Product: phosphopantothenate--cysteine ligase
Exons: 5
Coding region: 429-1364 (311 amino acids)
Biological process (GO): coenzyme A biosynthetic process
Cellular component (GO): cytoplasm; nucleus
Molecular function (GO): phosphopantothenate--cysteine ligase activity
Source: RefSeq, a predicted model, not a curated record